UCGAUUAGGAAAAAGGGAGCAAAAUUGUAGGUGGCUCCAACGACAGUGAUGCGGUUCGACAACAAUCGUUGUGGCUUGUUAGAUAAAUUAGUUUUGUGGUUCCAGUGAACGUGGCGAACUUAAAUAGAUGAGAAAAUUAGAUGCACAAGAGGCCUGGGGUGCCGAUAAAUUAGAAGCGCAAUUAGAAGCAGCUCGGGAUGGUUUACGAGGACUCGAUCGUAGUAUUCGGAAAAUCCUCGGCCGGGAUCUUCCCGACGGAGAGAAUGGUCCAAUUCAACCACCACCCAGAUUAUCACAGAAGAGGCCAUUACAAGAGGACAGACGACGUGUUGUAUCAGACUUUGUCAAUAAUGAAUUACCUGGUGGGAAACGUAGAUGGCAGGGAUCUAAUGGAGAACCAAAGACAGUUUUCAGUCGUUUAAGUGCACGAGUUCCUUCCAAUGCUGAUGAUAGUGCUGAUGAAGAUGAUACUGUUAUUAAGCCGGCUGUGUCUUCAAGAGUAAUAGCAACCCCUAGAGAAAUUCCAUCUAGACAAGAAGUUAUCAGAAGGGAAAGAAUAGAUGAAAGAAGUAGGCAAAGGAAUAAGAGAAUGUUUGGUGCUCUUUUAGGCACCUUACAGAAAUUUCGACAGGAAGAAACCAAACUCAAAGCAAAGGAAGAUAAAAAAGCUGAAGUAGAGGCAAGAGUAGAAGAGGCACGAAGACGGGAAAAGGAAGAGUUACGAAGAGAAAGACAACAAUUAUUUUUGUCUCGCAAACGACAGCUAGCCGAAGUACGAGCGUUGGAAGCGAAGUUGGCACGUAGUCGGCAAUUCCAGGACUGGCGUGCUGCGCAAUUACCACUUGCGUCAUUUAUAAAAACUCGUGCUCAACCAUCUAUUUAUUAUGCACCGAAACGUAAACAUCCACAAACUGACAUUCUUUUGGCUCAGUCUGCGAAGGAACUGCAUGAGGAGGUCGAAAGAAGAGAAAAAGCAUUGGUCGAAGAGCUAGAAUUAAUCGAAGUACAAGUAGGUCUUGGUAAACAUCAACAAAACUUUGAUGGAUCCGCAACGAUAAAUACGACAUCGGAAAUCCAACAAUCGGCAGAAGAGGGAGAAGAAAAUCGUGAUCCGAAUCCGGAGAAAAAUUCAGAAUCUGAGAAUAAUGAAACCGCGGAAGUUUCAGGAAAAUCCGAGAAGGAUGAGAAUUAUGAUAAUAACUCGAAUGAGGUUGAAAAGAAAGAGGAGGAGGAGGAGGAGGAGGAGGAGGAAGUACAAGUAAAUGAAGUGAAGGAUGAGAAUAAUGGCUAGUAUUAAAUGUACUUAAGAUGUCUGUACAUAUUACGUACAUUGGAUGGUCCAACAAAGAAAAGGAUGGAGUUUUUCGUACUUGAUACUUGACUCGUGUGGAUAAAAAUUUUACAAUUUUUCGAAAAAAUUGUCACUUUCUACUUGUUCUCGCAUAGGUAUAAAUUCAUUCCCUUCAUCGUAUUGCAUACGCAUUUUUCAUCUUGCAUCGGUCGACGAGUCCCAUUCAAAUUAUCCAUAAAUGUAAGAGACUAGUUGCAGUUUAUCAGAAUCCCAUAUUUUUUAAAUGUUACAUAUUUCUAUUAUGGCUAUUAGUAGCGUACCACUUAAUUAAGUAACAACCACAUUUCAAGUAGGACGGAGUAACUCGGUGAAAGAAUAAGUAUGUCGAUAAAAUACCAUAAAAUAAGUCAAAAGAUUUUUAGAUUGAAAAAUUAUGUAUAAUAAUACAUUCAUUUUUUCCUUUGUAACAGUAUCUGUCUUUUAAUACAUAUGCGACAAAGAGAAGCGUUAAAUCAACAAUUUAAUGCUUUACGUGUAUGAUGGAAUAAAAUGUAUGAAUUCAAACGUCUUCUGACAAUGUAA
Molecule: messenger RNA, 1873 nt
Organism: Nomia melanderi (Alkali bee)
Lineage: Eukaryota; Metazoa; Arthropoda; Insecta; Hymenoptera; Halictidae
Gene: Pnn
Product: desmosome associated protein-like protein pinnin
Cellular component (GO): catalytic step 2 spliceosome
Source: RefSeq, a predicted model, not a curated record